Molecule: messenger RNA, 1624 nt
Organism: Solanum dulcamara
Lineage: Eukaryota; Viridiplantae; Streptophyta; Magnoliopsida; Solanales; Solanaceae
Exons: 11
Coding region: 61-1218 (385 amino acids)
Cellular component (GO): chloroplast
Molecular function (GO): catalytic activity
Source: RefSeq, a predicted model, not a curated record
AAGCUAGUGGUGUUCGUUGGAUUCAACCUCCCUCCACUCAUCACGCAAGACACGGGAGAGAUGGCACUCCGACUCCCUCUUCUCUCUCCUUCUCCAUCUGCUUUAUGCUUUCUCCGUUCCACUUCGUCGUCGUCGGCUGAAUUUACCGGCCAAUUUUCAAGGCUAUGGACAAGCAGAAGCAGAACCGGACCGGCACUUCCGGUUCUCACGAGAGCUUCUUCGAAGAAAGACGACGAUAAACCCGCAUUUAACCCGUUCGGUUUUGUCACUGACAAUCCGUCGAGCCGAAGCGCAAUUCAGAUGCCGGAGAGCCCAGCGGAGGACGGAAACGUCGGCCAAAUGCUUUACAGAAUUGAAGACAAAGGAAAGGAAUACGGAUCAUAUGUCAAAUCAGGAAAAUUUAGGUGGUUUGUGAGAGAAACGGGAUCACCUGAAAGCAGACGCGGUACAAUUGUCUUUCUCCAUGGAGCUCCAACACAAUCAUACAGCUAUCGAGUUGUUAUGUCUCAGCUGUCAGAUGCUGGGUUCCACUGCUUUGCUCCUGACUGGAUCGGAUUUGGAUUCAGUGACAAGCCACAACCUGGUUAUGGUUUUGACUACACUGAGAAAGAGUUCCAUGAAGAGUUCGAUAAGUUACUUGAAGUUCUGGGGGUGACGUCUCCAUUUUUCCUUGUAGUUCAGGGAUUUCUUGUGGGUUCAUACGGAUUGACUUGGACCUUGAAAAAUCCAAGCAAAAUAUUGAAGCUUGCAAUUCUUAACACUCCAUUGACAGUUUCUUCGCCUAUUCCUGGACUUUUUCAGCAACUCAGAAUUCCCUUCUUCGGUGAAUUUACUUGCCAGAAUGCAGUAAUGGCAGAGCGCUUUAUUGAAGCAGGUAGCGCCUACGUCUUAAAGCUGGAGAAGGCUGAUGUGUACCGGCUACCAUAUCUGGCAAGCAGUGGACCUGGAUUUGCUUUGUUGGAAGCUGCAAAGAAAGCUAACUUCAAUGAGACUGCACGUCAAAUAGCAUCUGGUUUUGCAUCUGGAAGUUGGGAUAAACCAAUUUUAGUUGCUUGGGGAAUAUCAGAUAAGUAUCUCCCACAAUCAAUUGCGGAGGAAUUUCAGAAGGGAAAUCCUCGAUCUGUCGAACUUAAGCUGAUUGAAGGCGCUGGCCAUAUGCCUCAAGAGGACUGGCCUGAGAAAGUAGUCGAUGCUCUUAGAAUGUUUUUCCGAGUUUGAUGCACGACCUUCAACUGUGGAUUCUCAACUAUUCCUGAUAUUAUUCCACUUGCAGCAGUGCUUUCAUAUGAUAAUGCUUUCUAAGGUGCCCUCCUUUUUCUAUCUUGAAAAGCAUAGUGGAAUUAUUAUGAUUCUGUCAAAACUCAAAAACAAUAGUUGAAAUGUAAAUGCAAUCGUAUAUAACGGCAACAAGUAAUGGAUGAACUUGUGCUCCCCUCCCCGCACCCCACAACCUUCCUCUCCUCUUCCUCUUUUCAAGUACAUUAGUGUUAAGUCAGGUCCAAAAAGUUUCUGUACUAGUGUAAUUAUAGUUGAUAUUUUAAGUAAUGUAAUACUGUUAAAUGUUAUUAAAUCUAAGGAAGACAACUAAUUCUGGCUUAUGGAAACUCUUCCAAUAUCCACAGUG